Molecule: messenger RNA, 2241 nt
Organism: Penicillium chermesinum
Lineage: Eukaryota; Fungi; Ascomycota; Eurotiomycetes; Eurotiales; Aspergillaceae
Product: putative C6 transcription factor
Exons: 2
Coding region: 1-2241 (746 amino acids)
Biological process (GO): positive regulation of transcription from RNA polymerase II promoter by galactose; DNA-templated transcription
Cellular component (GO): nucleus
Molecular function (GO): zinc ion binding; DNA-binding transcription factor activity, RNA polymerase II-specific; RNA polymerase II cis-regulatory region sequence-specific DNA binding
Source: RefSeq, a predicted model, not a curated record
AUGCCUCGUGCGAGCCCGGCUCCGGGUGCCCGGCUGCGAUGCCGAAGAGCUUGCGAUAGCUGCAAACGCCGAAAACAAAAGUGCAAUGGCGAGCAGCCCUGCACAAUCUGCGUCCAGCGACACAAGGAGACAGAAUGCCACUUCUCUGAUCGACCGGCUCGUCUGCUGAAGCCUGGUCCACCAAGUUCGGUGCUGCUUAGUGAGCGUGUGCAACCCUCGUCGCCUCAGCAAGAGACGGCCAUGGAGCACCUCCUAAGCUCGCUUGAAGACCGCCCUAUGAAUGUGGAACAAGAGGAUGGGGCUGCUCCAGUCCCCAAGGUUGCUCGCUUACUCCGGGACGGCCAAGGGAAAUAUAUGUACAUUGGUGAUUCAGCAAGUCUCUCCUUUUUGCAAAGCGUGCGUCGAGUUGUGUCUUCGUCCAUUGGGAAGUGCGAUUUUACGGAAGAUAAUUCGCGCCACUCGAUGCUCGAGGCAUUUCAGAGCAACCCAGGCAGCCAGGCGGGCCCUCUCGUUCCUCCACCUAGUAAUGACGACGCCCAGAAGCUCGCUCGUCAGUAUGUUCUAGCCACAAAGCCCUUGCUGGAUCUCUUCGAUCUUGAAGAAUUCCAUCCGCGCCUAGCCAAUUGGGUAGAUAACCCGACGGGUGAUGAGGAUACUGUCAGCUCCAUAUUCUAUCUCGUGCUAGCCAUUGGCGCCCAGGUAUCAGACACCAACCAAACAGCCGCUGAGCAAUUUUUCGGCAGUGGACGCCAGUUGGCCUUUUCGGCAUUUCAAGAGACACCCAGUAUCCAUACAAUCCAGUCAUACGUUCUUGUAUCCAUGUACAUGCUCGGAGCGUGUCGGCGCAACGGAGCAUUCAUGAACCUCGGCAUUGCAUUACGAGCUGCCUAUGCUGUUGGGAUUCACCGAAAAGACGCAAACGCUCUUUUCAUUGGGCGUGAGCGACGGGCCAGAGAGCGAGUGUGGAAGAGCCUUCGGAUGAUGGAUCUAUUCCUGAGCGCUUCCCUGGGGCGGCCGCCGGCAACUUCAGACUUCGACUACGAUAUUCGAGACGAUGUAACCAUAAGCAAGAGCCAACACGAGCCUGAGGCGAUGGGCACGGAAAAACAGCUCUCUGUUGCCGUGAUUGCUUUGUGUCGAAUUUUCGAGCGCAUUUUGACUGAUGUCUAUAUGAAACAGGUGAUUUCCAUCCAUGCGGCGGAAUCAAUAUCCAACCAGCAUCGUGCUUGGGUGCGGAAUCUACCAGCAGUCCUCAAAGCUCAGACAGAGAAGCUCACCGACACGAAUAUGGAAGAAAGCCUGGCAGCAGGGCAUGUCUUUGGCGCUUACUAUUGGUCGAUCAUCUUGCUCACGCGGCCAUUCUUUGUAUACCGAGUUGCUCAGUACGUGAAGUGCAAGAUUGAUCCAUCGAGGCCCCUAGAAGCACCCAAUGGGAGUUCCCGUAUCUCCUUGUUUGCAGAUGCCUGCGUUUAUUCAGCGCUGCGUGGCCUAGACGUGAUGGAUGGCCUUACUCGCUUCCCCUCUCUACCACGACGUCUCCCAUUUUCGAUAAACACUGUUUUCAACUCUGCAGUGGUGUUGGGUGCUGCAUUCUUCGCGGAUUAUGAUAACUUGUUGCCCCUUGAAGAAGGACUGAACAAAGCAGAGCGGUUCCUUGAGUUAUUCGUGCCCAAUGACCCGCAUGCCUGUCGCUUCUCCCAGAUCAUCAAAUAUCUCCGAGCUUCAGUGACAGAAUACGUGCAGCGGCGAAACCGCCAGUGGAUGGAGCGACGGAGUAAACAAGUCGAUCAAUUAUUCGGCCAGGUCGGGGGCACUGAGACUCCUGCUUUUGCUCACCCUUCGGGCCUAGAACCCUUUACACCAACUCGGCCAGGUGGAACACAGAGGCCUUCUGCGGUGGCGUCUCCAAUCUCGCUCGAUAAGUUCGCCAGUGAAACUCCUGCUUUCGUGAACCCGCAGUCACAGAUUCCUGCCGGGGGUUCGCAGCAACUCGGAUGUGAUGUCUGGGACACGCUUUACAACUUACCAGAUGCUGCAGCCAAUUUUCCAUACGAUCCUUCCCUUCCAGCGUUAACGACGUCGGGGAUCCCAGUAAGUUACUCGCCUGGCAGUACCAUCCCAACGCGGCAGCCGCCAGCGGCGAAUGGCCCGUCGCCGCUUUCUGAUAUGAUCUUCCCCGAAAACGGGCUGCUGUACAUGGCUGAGGAUCUUCCCAUGUUUGGGAUAUGGGACGAAUCGUGA